Dicentrarchus labrax (European seabass) is the source of this 2283-nucleotide messenger RNA. RefSeq names its product alkB homolog 8, tRNA methyltransferase (gene alkbh8). The transcript has 12 exons. NCBI's taxonomy places the organism in Eukaryota, Metazoa, Chordata, Actinopteri, Moronidae. Gene Ontology annotation, biological process: tRNA wobble uridine modification. The record is from RefSeq and is a predicted model, not a curated record. Gene Ontology annotation, molecular function: S-adenosylmethionine-dependent methyltransferase activity; 2-oxoglutarate-dependent dioxygenase activity; tRNA binding. Gene Ontology annotation, cellular component: cytoplasm; nucleus. The coding region runs from base 7 to 2226 and encodes 739 amino acids.
CGUACCAUGGAUCCUGGUGUGGAAAACAACGUGAAGGCCGUCAGGAGGAGUAAAGAGGAGAAGAAAGUUCUCCGAAAACAGAUAAAAGCCAGUCACACUUUGCUGAAACAUGAAGGAAUCAGUACAACAUCGCAGCCCACAAAGAGUUUGGUGGUGGCUAACGGCGGCCUGGGGAACGGCGUUACUCGGGAGGAUCUGUCUGCAGCGCUGAAAGAGAUGGGAGAGCUGGAGACGCUGAUCAUGCACCCUCACAAACCCUAUGCUUUUGUCACAUACAGAUCUGACGAGAGUGCUCGGGAAGCCCACAUCCACCUUAAUGGCCACAAGCUGCAAUGUGGAGAGAACGGUGUCACACUCUACCUCAGUUUUGUCGACUCAGUAACCUGUGAGGAGGAGGCCUCUGUCCCUUUGCCUGAGGGAUUAGUCCUGGUGGAGGAUUUUGUGUCUCCGGAAGAAGAAGCUCUGUUGCUUGCUGCCGUUGACUGGUCGUCUACUAAUGAUGAUGUCCCUGCUCAGAAAGCUCUGAAGCACAGAAGAGUCAAACAUUAUGGCUUUGAAUUUCGCUACGACAACAACAACGUAGAUAAAGACAAGCCGUUACCUGUCGGUAUUCCUCAGGAGUGUCUACCUGUUCUGGAGCGGUGUGUGAAGAACAAACACGUCAACGCCAUGCCAGACCAGCUGACGGUCAACCAGUAUGAGUCUGGACAGGGUAUUCCUCCUCAUGUGGACACUCACUCUGCCUUUGAGGACACCAUCCUGUCACUGAGCCUGGGAGCACAGACGGUGAUGGAGUUUCGCCACCCCGAUGGUCGUCUUGUUCCUGUGGUGCUGCCAGGACGGAGCCUCCUGGUGAUGACGGGAGAGAGCAGAUACCUCUGGACACAUGGGAUUACUCCUCGGAAGUUUGACGUGGUGCCAGCCUGCGACCCACAAUCCCCUGCUGAUGUAACGCCUGACCCCGGGAUCUACAGCAAUCUCACUUUGAACAAGAGGGGCACCCGCACUUCUUUCACUUUCCGCAAGAUCAGACAUGAACCCUGUCGCUGUGCCUUCCCCUCUGCCUGUGACAAUCAGGGAGCUCCCUCGGCACCCUCGGCCUCUUCGACGUCUCCCCCCUCGCUACCCUGUUGCCAUGCUGAUGCAGCCCAUCUGGAGGAGGAGUAUGUGCACCGGGUGUACGAUGCCAUCGCUUCCCACUUCAGCAGCACUCGUCACUCCCCCUGGCCUCGCGUUUGCCACUUCCUGAACUCGCUCCCUCCUGGCAGCGUUCUGGCUGAUGUGGGCUGUGGAAAUGGGAAAUACCUGGGUGUUAACCCAGAGGUGGUUGCAGUUGGUUGUGACCGUAGCAGUGCUCUUAUCCAAAUCUGUGCAGAGAGGGGUUUCCAGGCAUUUGUAUCUGAUGCCCUCAGUGUCCCUCUGCGGACAGCCUCCUGUGAUGCCUGUAUCUCUAUAGCCGUCAUACACCACUUUUCUACACAGGAGCGUCGGCUGGCAGCAGUGAGGGAGCUGAUGAGACUUUUGAGGCCCGGAGGUCGAGCACUCAUCUACGUUUGGGCUUUCGAACAAGAGUACAACAAGCAGAAGUCCAAGUAUCUCAAACACCAGAACAGAGAGCAUCCUGGGAACCACAGCCCCACUAAAAACACCUUAGAAGACAGCCAGGUACCUCAGGGGAAAUCAAGCAUCCAUACCAGCAGACCUUUAGAAGACAACUGCAGUCCUGUAGAUGAGGUACGAGAUGUUGGCAAAGUGACUGACGGCAAACUCAGUGUGCAUACCAACCGCACAGCCUUCAACACACAGGACCUUUUGGUUCCCUGGCACCUGAAAGAGGGGAAAAGACGAGGGGAGGAAGAAUCAGGAGAGUGUGGGAAAAAGGAUAAAAGGAAGGAGAAGCCCAGAAAGACUUCGGGUAACCCUGACCCCAGUUCAGGUUUUGACUCCAACAUGUCUCCUGGAUCAGGUCAGGACGCCCGUGAUGCCACUCACAGUGCAAACUCUAAACCAAGUGGUGACGCUACUCAGACCUCCACUUCUAGUCUCAAGUCAGAGUCAGAGAGCGGCCCAGCGCCUGUUUUUCACCGCUAUUACCACGUGUUCCAGCAGGGGGAGCUGGAGCGGCUGUGCUGUCAGGUGGCUGGAGUCAAAGUGCGGAGCACCUACCAUGACCAGGGAAACUGGUGUGUUAUAUUAGAGAAGGACAAGAGCAUUAAUGCAAUGUAAACAAAGAUUAAAUUAAAGAAUUAAGUGCUAUGAAAUAAAUGUAAAGAUUUUACAAAA